UUGAUGAAAACAAAAAGUUAGAAAACCAUCGGCAUCUUUAAAUUGAAUACAGGGCCGUAGUUGUUUCAAAGAAUGCCUUGUUGUAGUAAUGACUCUUUUGUUAAUCCCAUUGUGAAGUACAUUCUUUUCUUUUUCAACUUUCUUUGCUGGCUGUUUGGAGGUGUACUUAUAGGAAUUGGCAUUUGGGCUUACAUUGAAAAACACAAGUAUUACCAUAAGGAGAUUGAGUCUGUGUACGACAUCAUCUUUGAUCUGGCCAUCAUCUUCCUGGUCCUUGGGGCUGUCAUCUUUAUCUUGGGAUAUGCAGGAUGUAUUGGAGCUCUCAGAGAGAAUGUUUACCUUUUGAAGUUUUACUAUUUUGCCAUGCUAGCAAUAUUUCUCUUGAUGGUCGUUGGUGCUGUGUUGGCGUUUGUUUUCCGUGACAAAUUUAAACAAAAUUUUGAAUCCCUUCUGCAAGAGAACCUGAUCACAACAUAUCAGGAUGACCCCGAUAAACAGAGCACUAUUGAUUGGUUACAAGAACAGCUGGGUUGUUGUGGCGUGAAAAAUUACCGGGACUGGAACAAGAAUCAGUAUUAUAACUGUUCAGAUGAUGGGCAGGGUAACCCCAGUCCACUGGCCUGCAGUGUACCUCACUCUUGCUGUAAGGUCCAGGAUAUUCUGAUGGCAGGAGUUCCAAAUAUAUUGUGUGGAAGUAAUGUUCUCAAAAUGGGGGGUGACACUUCUAUAAUAUACACUAUUGGCUGUAUCGAUGCUGUUCAGGGCCUGGUUGAGACUCAACUCCCCAUUAUUGGUGGGAUCACGCUUGGCAUCGCUUUCAUUCAGGUAAUUAUCCAGGGGUUUAGAAGUUACAGGGAUCAAACUGUUGUCGAACCUUUCAGCCCCAAACACAAUGUCAUAGUUGGCAGAAAUGGGUCAGGGAAAAGUAACUUUUUCUAUGCUAUCCAGUUUGUCCUUUCGGAUGAAUUCAGUCAUCUUAGACCAGAACAGAGGCAAGCUCUUCUUCAUGAAGGAACGGGUCCAAGGGUUAUUUCCGCGUUUGUGGAAAUUAUAUUUGACAAUUCAGAUAACAGAAUACCAAUUGACAAAGAUGAAGUUGUACUCAGGCGUGUCAUUGGAUCCAAGAAAGAUCAGUACUUUUUAGAUAAGAAAAUGGUCACGAAGGGUGAUGUAAUGAACUUGUUAGAAAGUGCUGGAUUUUCUCGAAGUAACCCGUACUAUAUUGUUAAGCAGGGAAAGAUUAAUCAAAUGGCAACAGCUCCUGACUCUCAGAGAAUCAAACUUCUUAGAGAAGUGGCAGGAACUAAAGUUUAUGAUGAAAGAAAAGAGGAGAGUAAAGUCAUUCUAAGAGAAACCGAGGGUAAGAGAGAGAAGAUAAAUGAUCUGUUAAAGUAUAUAGAGGAGAGACUGGCCACAUUAGAGGAUGAGAAAGAGGAACUUAAAGAAUAUCAGAAGUGGGACAAGAUGAGAAGAUCAUUAGAAUAUACCAUUCAUGACCAUGAACUGAGAGACACCAGGAAAAAGUUAGAUGAGCUGCAAGAGAAACGAGAUAACAGUGGUGCCAUGACCCAAAAGAUUCGAGACAAACAGCAGUCUACUGUCGACCGAGUUAAGUCCAUAACCAGAGAACUCCGAGACCUGAAGACUAAAAUGCAGGGAGUUAUGGAAGAGAAAGAAAACAUGAACUCAGACAACCAAGAAGUGACCAAACGCAGAGCCAAGCUGGAGUUAAUGAUCAAGGAUAUUCAGGAUGAACUAGAGGGGGACAAGAGUGCUAGGAGCAAGUCCGAGGAUGAACUGAAGAAGAUACAUGAAAAGAUUGCUAAAACCCAGCAGCAGCUGGAAAACAACUUGCCUCUGUAUGAAGCUCAGAAACAAAGGGAAGAGAACUGUACCCAACAGUUAUCUUUAGCGGAGCAAAGGCGUAAAGAAUUGUAUGCCAAACAAGGCAGGGGGAACCAGUUUACAUCUAGAGAUGACCGAGACAACUGGAUUAAAAAAGAGUUGAAAUCUCUCAAUAGGGCAAUCCGGGAUAAAGAAGAACAGAUCAAGAGACUGAGAGAAGAUUUAGUGAAUGAUAACAAACGAGCUGAACACCUAGGAACUCAGACUCUGGAAAUUAGCAGCAAAAUUGAUCAGAAUAAAGACAUAAUUGAACAGAACAACAGAAAUUUUAAUGAGAUGAAGAAACAGAGGGAUGCAUUACAAAAUGAAAGAAAUACAUUAUGGAGGCAAGAAACAGUACUACAACAAGAACUGCAGAGUGUUCGAGAAGAAUUAAGUAAAAAAGAACAGGGUCUAAGGUCCAUGAUUGGCAAGGCGACCCUGAAUGGAAUAGAUAGUGUUCAGAAAGUGCUAGAUUCCUUUCGGGAGCAGGGCAAAUUUCCAGAAGUGGUGGAUGGAUACCAUGGAACGCUGAUAGCUCAGCUGGACUGUGAAAAGACAUUCUUUACCUGUGUGGAAGUAACAGCUGGGAACAGACUGUUUCAUCAUGUGGUGGAUUCUGACAAAACGGGCACAAAGAUCCUUACAGAAAUGAAUCGUCUUCGACUACCAGGGGAGGUCACUCUAAUGCCGCUUAAUAAAUUGGACGGCAAGGAAACCCAGUAUCCCACCACAAAUGAUGCCAUUCCUAUGAUUAGCAAAAUUAAAUUUGAACGUCCAUUUGCCCGUGCAAUGAAUCAUGUGUUCGGAAAAACCUUAAUAUGUCGCAAUAUGGAGACUGCCACCCAGAUUGCAAGAACCCAAAACUUGGAUUGUAUAACGUUAGAGGGUGACCAGGUGAGUCGUCGUGGAGCUUUGACUGGAGGUUAUUAUGACAUGCGGCGGUCACGGCUUGAUCUCCAGAAGGGCAAGGUGGAGUUCGAACGAAAACUUGCUGAUCAAGAAAAAGAGUACAAUGAACACAAACAGAAGCUGGAGGCGGUCGAGUCCAAGAUCAACAACCUAGUCAGCGAGAUGCAGAAAAUGGAAACCAGAAACAGCAAAAACAAAGACACCUUUGACAAAAUGAGGGCAGAUUUGAGACUUAUGACAGAGGAAAAACAAGCAAUAGAAAAAUCCAUGUUGUCAAAGGAAACCAGUGUAGCCAGUCUUAAAGCCAGUCUAGAAACGAUGCAGGGUUCCGCUGCUUCAUUAAAUGAAGAGCUGGGAUCCGAUUUACUGUCACAGCUCAGUGUGGAGGAUCAGAGGGAGGUGGACUAUCUUAAUGAUCAAAUCAAGAAUCUCACCCAGCAGAACAAGGAAGCACUUACAGAGAGAAUUAGGCUGGAAGGUGAAAAGAAUAAGUUAGAGAAUCUGCUGCAUAACAACCUGAUGAAGAAAAGAGACCGCAUCAUGCACGACCUGCAGGAAGUUUCGGUAGCUGACCGCCGUCAGAAGCUGGACCAGUUCCAGACAGAACUAGAUCAGGAGGAUGAAAAACUGGCCAAUUUCAAGGAACAAAACAAAGAUUUGGAUUCACAGCUCGAAAAGAUGAAUAAAGAACAGAAAGAAUUACAGUCCAACCUAGAGAACUGGAGAGCAAAAGAAAAAGAAUAUCAAGAGAAAAUCUCAGACGAUGCCAAAGAUUUAGAGAAGAUGACAAAUAAACAGAGCUUGUUGUUGAAAAAGAAAGAUGAAUGCAUGAAGAAAAUCAGAGAACUAGGAUCGCUACCAAGUGAUGCAUUUGAAAAGUAUCAAAGCUUUAAUCUUAAACAGCUAUUUAAAAAACUAGAGAAUUGCAACCAAGAACUAAAAAGAUACAGCCAUGUAAACAAGAAAGCAUUAGAUCAGUUUGUGAACUUCUCAGAUCAGAAAGAAAAACUUAUCAAGAGAAAGGAGGAGCUUGAUAGUGCUCAUCAGUCAAUUUUGGAUCUGAUGAAUUCAUUGGACCAAAGAAAAUAUGAGGCCAUACAACUUACUUUUAAACAGGUGUCCAAGUACUUCAGUGAGAUUUUCAGAAAAUUGGCUCCACAAGGUCAUGCCCAGCUAGUGAUGAAAAAGGGGGAUGCAGACCAGAAUGAUGAUGAGGACUCGCAAGAUUCAGUCCCCCUGGUGGAACAGUUUACAGGGGUGGGAAUAAAGGUUUCUUUCACUGGAAACAAGGCCGAGAUGAGAGACAUGCAGCAGCUCUCUGGAGGACAGAAGUCACUUGUUGCUUUGACCCUGAUCUUUGCAAUUCAGAAAUGUGACCCUGCCCCAUUUUACCUUUUUGAUGAAAUUGAUCAGGCUCUGGACUCGAGUCACAGGAAAGCUGUGGCAGAUAUGAUCCAUGAAUUGGAUGCCCAGUUUAUUACAACAACAUUUAGACCUGAAUUACUAGAGCAUGCAGACAAGUUUUACGGUGUGAAGUUUAGAAAUAAGGUGUCUCAUAUAGAGUGUGUAAGUAAGGAGGAAGCGGAGGAUUUGUGGAGGCGACACCACACACGGCUGACACGUGGGAGGGCGGCUCGACGAUGAUAGACAAGCGUACACUGACCGGCAGCUGACUCGGAGUGCAAUGUGCUCAUUUCAGACAGUCCUACAGCAUCUGUUGCAUUGCCUCUAUACCCGAGUACCACAGAAAGCAAAAAUACACAUUUUACAGGCAGUUUUUUCUCUCUAAAGAAAUGGAUGCUGUUUAAUAUUACAUCAUGUCAUGUUCAUAAUUGUGUUAGUUGUUGUUGCAGAGUUGUCAUGGUUUCUGUAUGAAAGUAUCUUUUAUUUCAUUGUGUGAUAUAUGUCAUAAAUAGCUCUAGAAUAUUUUAUCAGUGAUGAAUGUGUAAUCGUAACAUAUUCAGUGACAGUAUCUUUCUUUUUUUCUUUUUUUUCAAAUUACCAUUUUAUUCAUAAUAAACAUAAAUUUUUAUUGUA
Ostrea edulis (European flat oyster) is the source of this 4833-nucleotide messenger RNA. RefSeq names its product structural maintenance of chromosomes protein 3. NCBI's taxonomy places the organism in Eukaryota, Metazoa, Mollusca, Bivalvia, Ostreida, Ostreidae. Gene Ontology annotation, biological process: mitotic sister chromatid cohesion. Gene Ontology annotation, cellular component: membrane; chromosome. Gene Ontology annotation, molecular function: cohesin loader activity; ATP hydrolysis activity; protein binding. The record is from RefSeq and is a predicted model, not a curated record.